Penicillium maclennaniae is the source of this 1767-nucleotide messenger RNA. RefSeq names its product bifunctional aminopeptidase/epoxide hydrolase. The record is from RefSeq and is a predicted model, not a curated record. Gene Ontology annotation, molecular function: zinc ion binding; epoxide hydrolase activity; aminopeptidase activity. Bases 1 to 1767 code for a protein of 588 amino acids. The transcript is spliced from 12 exons. Gene Ontology annotation, biological process: proteolysis. NCBI's taxonomy places the organism in Eukaryota, Fungi, Ascomycota, Eurotiomycetes, Eurotiales, Aspergillaceae. Gene Ontology annotation, cellular component: cytosol.
AUGGCCGUGGUUACUAACCCGCGUGAUCCCAACACGCUGAGCAACUACAACAACUGGCGCUCCACCCACAUCACUGCCAAUUUCGAUAUUCUGUUCGACCAGAAGAAGCUCGUGGGUAAUGUCGUCCACCGCUUCAAGUCCACUACCGAUGCCGAGUCUCGGGAGAUUAUCCUGGAUACCAGCUAUCUCGACAUCGGCUCCGUGAAGGUCAAUGGUCAGCCAUCCAAAUGGGAGCUGAUGUCAUCGCUGGCACCGUUCGGAACCCCGUUGAGGAUCUGCCUGGACAAGGCGGUGGAGCUCAAUGGGACCGUUGAGGUUGAUAUCGCCGUGAAGACCACUGAGAAGUGCACCGCGCUCCAGUGGUUGACUCCCGCCCAAACUUCCAACAAGAAGCAUCCGUAUAUGUUCUCGCAAUGCCAGGCCAUCCACGCGCGGUCCAUCUUCCCUUGCCAAGACACGCCGGAUGUCAAGAGCACCUUUGAUUUCAACAUCACCUCUCCUCUCCCGGUCAUGACCAGUGGUUUGCCCCUUCGGGAUUCGUCGGAGACCCCCCCAAUCAGGAAAGCCUAUCUGUUUGCAAUCGCAAGCGGAGAUGUCUCCGAGGCCCCCAUUGGGCCCCGAAGUGUGGUCGCCACUAGCCCUGAUAAGCUGGAAGAAUGUAAAUGGGAACUCGAGGCGGACACGGAAACUUUCAUCAACACCAUCGAGAAAAUCGUAUAUCCCUAUGCCUGGGGCGAGUACAACGUUCUUAUUCUGCCGCCCAGUUUCCCCUAUGGCGGCAUGGAGAACCCCAUCUUUACCUUCGCGACUCCGAGCAUUAUCUCCAAGGACCGGGAAAACAUUGAUGUCAUUGCACAUGAGCUCGCUCACAGCUGGAGUGGAAAUCUUGUGACCAACGCCUCGUGGGAGCACUUCUGGCUCAACGAGGGCUGGACAGUAUACCUUGAACGACGGAUCUUGGCUGCAAUUCAUGGAGAGGCGUAUCGCCACUUCUCUGCCAUCAUCGGUUGGAAAUCGCUGACAGAUUCCGUGGAGCAUUUCGGCCACGACCAUGAGUUCACGAAGCUGGUGACCGAUCUCAAGGGCAAGGAUCCUGACGAUGCCUUCUCCAGCAUUCCUUAUGAGAAGGGGUUCAACUUCCUGUUCCACCUCGAGAACUUGGUCGGAAAGCCGAAGUUUGACAAGUUCAUUCCUCACUACUUCACUGUCUUCAAGAUGAAGUCUCUGGAUUCAUACGAGUUCAAGGCGACGAUUCUCGACUUCUUCAAUUCUGAUUCUGAGGCAUCCAAGCUGUUGAACGACUUGGACUGGGACAAGUGGUUCUACACUCCUGAUGUCGUCUAUUCUUUGGCUCAAAAAUGGGAGACGCUCCCCAACUCCUCCUUCAAGCCGCAGGCGAGCGACCUGGAAGGUCUGACAGCCAACCAGAUCGUCGUUUUCCUCGAGCAGAUCCUGCGGUGGGAGCAGCCCCUCCGCCCUGAGCUCUCAAAGCUAAUGGGGGAGGUCUACGGAUUGUCCAAGAGUGAGAACAUUGAAGUUUCCAACCUGUACUUCCAGGUUGGCAUGAAGGCUGGCGAUGAAAGUGUUAUCGAACCCACCACGGAACUGCUGGGCCGCAUCGGAAGGAUGAAGUUUGUCCGCCCUCUCUUCCGCAAUCUCCAGAAGAUUAACCGCCCUGUCGCUCUUGAGACCUUUGAGAAGUACAAGGACUUCUACCACCCUAUCUGCCGUGGCAUGGUCGAGAAGGACCUCUUUGGCAAGAAAUGA